AGACAGGCUGGGGGCUCCGCCCAGCCCGACGCCUUGUACCUGGGCUCCUGCCCUCUCGCAGCCGCUCUCCCCCGGGCGCGAGUCAGCGGCUGUUCGGAGGCAGCGGGUCCGCGUCCAGGUCCAGGGUCUGCCAUUUUCAUUAGUCACUGGAGGUGCCACAGUAAAGGAUAUUUGCUAUAUUUAAUAUUUUCCAGUUCAUAUUAUGGAGACACAGGGAGCAGCAAGAAUGGGUUCACAAAAAUACAUGAUGUUUUUAAAGGAAAUGUCCCAGUUAAUUUUGACUGAAAUGCCGAAAGCUAAUUAUGACAGUUUGUUCAAUGACUUUGUUGAGUCAGAAUUUUUCCUGAUUGAUGGAGAUGCAUUGCUGAUCACAUGCUUCCUUGCACAGUCAUUCCAGCCGGGACAGAAUCUCCACUUCUUCUACCUGGUUGAGCGGUACCUUGUGGAUCUUAUCAGUAAAGGGGGACAGUUUGCCAUCGUUUUCUUCAAGGAUGCUGAGUACGCAUAUUUCAACUUCCCCGAACUUCUCCCUCUGAGGAGGGCUUUAAUUCUCCACCUAGAGCACAAUACCACCGUCGACGUUCGAACAACCUUUUCUGGGUGCUUGUCGCAGGAGUGGCAGACUUUCCUGGAGGACAGUUACCCGUAUUUCCUGAUAGUGGCGGAUGAAGGCCUGAACCACCUCCAGACACACCUCUUCAACUUCUUAAUCAUUCAGUCUUGGGCGAUGAAGGUCAAUGCUGUGCUCUCCUCGGGCCAGGUGUCCGACUUCCUACGACUUUAUGCGUAUUUCAUGCCAAGCAAGCACAAGAACCAGAUGUUUUUCCAGAAGAAUAAGAAUAACAUUGAAAAUGCUUAUAAAACCCUGAUUAAGAAAUUGGAAGAAUGUCGAGUUUUAGCAUUGGGACAUCUUUUUGGAAAUUUCAAAUGGGAAAAUAUGAUGGAAGAGGCACGUGAAAUGAUUUCUCUGCUUAAGGAGCUGUGGCCGGAAGGGUCUGACAUUCGACGAGUUCUUUGUGUCACUUCAUGCUCGUUGUUCUUGAGUUUGUACCACAGCGUCUUAGAGAAUAGGUCGCAGACUCCUGCUGCUCAGAAAACUAACACCCAACAGGGGGAGCGCCGCGGCCCGGCCCUGAGGGAGGCGGAGGACCUGUGCAGGCUGCGCUGUCUCGCUGCGGUUUUCCUGCUCCGCGCGCCUCUUCCCCAGAGAGCCCGCACCAGAGUCGUGGCUUCCCGCUGGACCGAGGAAAUUCAGACCGCCUUACAGAUGAAAAACUGGUGUGACUAUUUCAUCCUAAGUAAUAUAAAUGUUUUUGAAUUUUGGAAUCUGAAUUUAACUCACCUUUCCGACUUAAGUGAUGAGCUUUUGUUGAAAAACAUAGCAUUUUACUAUGAAGAAGAAAAUGUUCAAGGUCUACAUUUGAAUUUGGGAAAUGUCAUUACGAAGGAUUAUGAACACCUCUGGGAUACUGUAUCAAAGUUGGUCCGAAAGUUUGAUGUUGGAAAGCCAUUUCCUCUGAGAACAACACAACUUCCUUUUCUUAAAAAGGCUCCAUCACUGAUCAAAGAUACCUUCAAGGAAAAGAUGCCUAAUUUGGGUUUUAUUCCAAUGUCAUGUCAGGUGGUGGAUAAGUUUGUUGGAGACAUUUUGAAAGAUUUGCCCUUCCUGGUGAGUGACGACCCUGCUGUAACUUCGCUGGUCAGACAGAAGGAAUUUGAUGAACUCGUGCACUGGCAUUCCCACAGACCCCUCAGUGAUGACUACGACAGGACAAAGUGUCAGUUCAAUGAAAAAUCUAGAGAUCCCCAUUAUCUCAGAUCUGUGCAAAAGUAUCACGUUUUUCAGCGAUUUUAUGGGAAGUCACUAGAAUCAGUCUCUUCAAAACUUCUUGUAACUCAAGCCGCCAAGCCCAGGAGGAAUUUCUGUGAACCCAAGAGCAAAAAGGCACAGGAGACCAAGGCUGAAAUAAUCACUAGAGAGAAUAAGAAGAGGUUAUUUGCCAAGGAGGAGCAAAAAGAAGAGAAAAAAUGGGAUGUCCUAUCAUUUUCUAUUGAGGAGGAGAUGCAAGAGAAUUUGAGCUCUGGAAUAAAGAACCUGGAAGAUUUUCUGAAAUCGUGUACAAGUAGCUCGGUGAAAUUUCGGGUAGAAAUGGUAGGCUUAAAGGCCUGCUUGAAGGCGUGGAAAGAGCAUUGCCGAGGGAAAGGUGAAACCACAAAAGACAUAAGUAUAGCUGUUCAAAUGAUGAAAAGGAUCCACUCUGUGAUGGAAAAGUACCCAGAACUUUUGCAAGAGGCAGACCAACAACUCAUAGCCAGAUGCCUUAGGUAUUUAGGAUUUGAGGAGUUGGCAAGUUCUGUGCAUCCAUCCCAGGUCACAGGAAAUGACAUAAAAGAGAAGAAAAAGAAUAAAUACUCAGUUGGCAUUGGGCCAGUUCGGUUUCAGCUGCAGCACAUGGGCCAGUAUUUGGUACGAGAGGAGAGGAAAGACCCAGACCCCAGGGUUCAGGACUUUAUUCCUGACACUUGGCAGAGGGAGCUCCUGGAUGUCGUGGACAAUAAUGAGUCAGCAGUCAUCGUAGCCCCCACAUCCUCAGGGAAGACCCACGCCUCCUACUACUGCAUGGAGAAGGUGCUGCGAGAGAGCGAUGAGGGGGUGGUUGUGUACGUGGCCCCCACCAAGGCCCUUGUGAACCAAGUGGCAGCCACGGUUCAGAACCGUUUUAACAAAAAUCUGCCCAAUGGAGAAGCUCUGUGUGGGGUGUUCACAAGGGACUAUCGACACGACGCCCUCAACUCUCAGGUGCUUGUCACUGUGCCUGCCUGCUUUGAAAUCCUGCUGCUGGCUCCUCAUCGCCAGGCGUGGGUGAAGAGGAUCAGAUACGUGAUAUUUGAUGAGGUCCACUGUCUUGGUGGAGAAAUCGGAGCAGAAGUCUGGGAGCAUCUUCUGGUCAUGAUCCGCUGUCCCUUCCUGGCUCUAUCAGCCACCAUAAGCAACCCCCAGCAUCUCACUGAGUGGCUGCAAUCAGUAAAACGGUACUGGAAACAAGCAGACAGUAUGAUGGCAAAGAACGCUGCCUCUCGGAGAAGUGCUGGUACCCGCACCGGUGUGCACAGAGACUACGCACUACCGAAGCAGUCUUACAAAGUGAGGCUUGUGCUCUACGGGGAGAGGUACAAUGAUUUGGAGAAGCACAUAUGUUCGAUGAGAGAUGGUGGGAUUCAGUUCGACCAUUUUCACCCAUGUGCUGCGCUGACCACGGACCACAUUGAAAAGUAUGGAUUCCCUUCUGAUCUUAGCCUGUCACCUCGAGAAAUGAUCCAGCUUUAUGACACCAUGUCUCAGUUCUGGGAAGGCUGGCCCAGGGCUCAGGAGUUGUGUCCAGAGGAAUUCAUUCAUUUUAAGAAUAAAAUAGUCAUCACAAAGAUGGACACUAGGAAAUACGAAGAGAGCCUCAAGGCAGAACUGACUGGCUGGGUGAAGAGCGGCCACGCCUGGGAGGCCAGAACAGUCCUGCGGAAUCUUCGUCCAGUUUCGGUUGUUAGUUCAGAAAACAUGGCAGAUCUGUUUCCACUUCUCGUUGAAAAGCUCAGCCAGAUGAAAAAGUUACCUGCACUAUUUUUUUUAUUUAAUUUAGGGGAUGUUGAGCAAAGGGCAGGAAGUGUGAAAACUUUCCUGGAGCAAAAGCAGCAGAUAAAAAGGCCCCCCAAGGCUGACAAGGAGGCCUAUGACAUGGCCAAUAAACUUCGAAAAGUUAAAAAAUCCAUGGAGAAACAGAAGACAGUAGAUGAAAAAAGCCAGAAAAAGCCCAGAAAAAUGGAUCAGAGCCUAAUCCAUGAUGCUGAAUAUGAUCAUCUGCUCAGGGUUCUUGAGAAGAACUUGGAGAUUCCUCAGGACUGUACCUAUGCUGACCAGAAGGCAAUAGACACUGAGUCUUUGCAGACGGUGUUUGAACGAGUGAAAUUCACAAGAAAAGGUGCAGAAUUGAAGGCUUUGGCAAGAAGGGGGAUUGGAUAUCACCACAGCUCUCUGAACGCCAAGGAAAAACAGUUAGUGGAGAUUCUUUUUAGGAAAGGAUUUAUUAGGGUGGUGACAGCUACGGGGACACUUGCCUUAGGAAUCAACAUGCCUUGUAAAUCAGUGGUUUUUGCUCAAAACUCAGUCUAUCUGGAUGCUUUAAACUACAGACAGAUGUCUGGACGUGCUGGAAGACGAGGUCAGGACCUGAUGGGGGAUGUAUACUUCUUUGAUAUUCCAUUGCCCAAAAUAGAGAAACUCAUCAAGUCCAAUGUUCCUGAACUGCGGGGCCAGUUCCCACUCAGCAUGUCCCUGGUCCUGAGACUCAUGCUCCUGGCUUCCAAGGGUGAUGAUCCAGAGGAUGCGGAGGCCAAGGUGCUGUCGGUGCUGAAGCACUCACUGCUCGCCUUCAAACAGCCACGAGCCCUGGAGAUGCUGAAACUCUACUUCCUGUUUUCACUGCAGUUCCUGGUGAAAGAGGGCUAUGUAGACCGAGAAGGAAACCCCAUGGGGUUUGCUGGACUGGUGUCGCACUUGCACUAUCACGAGCCUUCCAAUCUUGUUUUCGUCAGUUUUCUGGUAAAGGGCCUUUUCCAUAACCUGUGUCAGCCAACCAGGAGAGGCUCAAAAUGUUUUUCUCAAGAUGUUAUGGAAAGGCUAGUGUUAGUCUUGGCACAUCUGUUUGGAAGAAGAUAUAUUCCAGCAAAGUUCCAAGAUGCAAAUCUCAAGUUUUAUCAAUCAAAGGUGUUCCUGGAGGAUCUCCCCGAGGACUUUAAGGCUGCCCUGGAUGAGUAUAACGUGAACGUCACCAAGGGCUUUGCCUCCUUCCUGCUGGUUGUUUCCAAAUUGGCGGACAUGAAACAGGAACAUCAGCUCCCAUUGUCAAAAAUAGAUUUCACAGGUAAAGAGUGCGAGGACUCCCAGCUCGUGUCUCACCUGCUGAGCUGCAAGGAAGGGAGAAGAGCCGUUUCUCCAUUUGCUUGUCUCUCUGGGAACUCUGAUGCUGAUUUGCUCCAUCCAGAAACUCCGGACCAUCCUGCUCUGGAGACGCUCCCUCGGGUCUCCUGUUCUCCAUUUCAUCCCAUAAUAAAGCCCUAAAAUUAGUGUGGCAGUUUCUUUGAUGGAAAAAUGUCGGCAGCUGUGAAGACCAAGGUGAGAAACCAGACUGGGUGACUUUAACCACUUGUGGCUCAAAGGUUCUGGGGAAAAAACAUGGAGCCAUGAAACAUUUAUUAUAGGAAUCUAGCAAAAUAAACUGCAGUGCCAGCUGAAGAUACCAUUUGUUAAACUGAUUUUUAUUUCAGCCUCCGUGUUGACUAACUGCACAUCCAACUAGCACAAAGCUGGCCGGGGCCGGGGAACGAGCGAGCAUUCCUCCCCAGGGGCUAGGUGUCUACUCAGAGCUGUGUCCAGACAGCAGUCACUGCAGCCCCAGAGCCGCAUUCCUUGGUUUCCAGGACCACGUCCAGCCGCAGUGGGUACAGGAAAGCCUUGUUUUCACGUCCAGCGUCAACGAGGCUGUGUGGGACAGGCACGAUCGAUCCGUCUGUUAAUACAGGGUUAGACUUGGUUUUGUCUUGGCACGCCCACACAAGUAACAAGAGCUAAUUUGGUUUUACAUCAUACACGCCGAUGAGACAUCACUUCCCCUAAUAAGUGCAGAACUGAGGAGGGACUUCGACCACUUGAGACAUCUGCACAGGUGACAGGCUGAGCCUUUGUUCAGCAGGAGGACAUAAAACAGGAUCAAGAAAGAAUAUGGGGAGAAGCAGAAACCGGCUUUCCGAAAAUUCUCCAGCCACGGAGGUCUCACGCACCUGGCAGGAGGCUGCCUGACCUGGGCACACGUGGCCGUGGGGACCAGGGUGGCAAGCCAACGAGGAGAAGCUUUCUCUUGUCCCAGGUUCACGUGAAAACUACAGAAUCCGACUUUCCCCAACAUGUCCAAAUCUUCCAUCCUU
This is a messenger RNA of Camelus dromedarius (Arabian camel), 5976 nucleotides long. Its product is annotated as probable ATP-dependent RNA helicase DDX60. The transcript has 36 exons. NCBI's taxonomy places the organism in Eukaryota, Metazoa, Chordata, Mammalia, Artiodactyla, Camelidae. Bases 203 to 5113 code for a protein of 1636 amino acids. Gene Ontology annotation, biological process: defense response to virus. Gene Ontology annotation, molecular function: double-stranded RNA binding; single-stranded RNA binding; ATP binding. The record is from RefSeq and is a predicted model, not a curated record. Gene Ontology annotation, cellular component: cytoplasm.